CACCAGUUUUGGUGGAUUACCCCAGAUAUCUUUACCAUCAGGAGGGUGUAACACCAGUCCUUUCUCUCAGCUCCUGUCUACACGGUGUCCAGCUGCGAACGAGGACCUCUGGCAACAUUAGGAACAUUAACAACUCAAGAUAAAGGAUCUGAAGAUUUUUAUUCGUUCUUUUACGCACGCCGAGCACAACAAUGCAUUCAUUUACUUCAGAGUUGAGGAUGACGCUGCCUUUUUCAUUCCCAGCGUUUCUGAUUUUGGCACCCUUAUUGAUGAAGGGUCUCUGUGUCAGUGGCUCCCCGGGCUGCGCGUCCUGUGGCUUGCCGGCGAUGGAGAAAGACGCAGAGGAAAGGCUGAUGAUAGAAAUCGCCAAACAGCAACUUUUGGACAAGCUGCACCUGAAAGAGAGACCAAACAUCACUCAGACCGUGCCCCGCGUUGCGCUCCUGACAGCGCUCCGCAAACUACAUUCGGGCCGCAUUAGACAGGAUGGUACUCUUGAACUAGAAAACAAUAUACCUACAAAAGAUCAAGGCUAUGAAAUAGUGAGCUUUGCAGAUAUAAAUAAGACAGAGCAUGGUGAGAAGGACAGCCUCAGUCUUACCUUCCAGUUUCUGCAGGAACAUGGCCAAAGUAUCCAGGUCCUCCAGUCAUCUCUGUGGAUCUACGCCCGUUCCUCUGAGGACCCUCACAGAGACUCCCGGCUCCCUGCGCGGGUUUUCCUCUCCACAGAUGGUGGGGACUCAGGCUCUAAUCGCACCCUGGUGAUAGAAAAGAUGCUGGAGGUCCAGGAGAGUAACUGGCACACCUUCCCCAUCACCCGCACCCUGCAGGCCUUCCUAGAUGGAAACCAACACCGACUGCAUCUGGAGGUCAGCUGUGAUGAGGACGGGAAGAACCUUUGCUCCCUGGAUGGCUCUGCCGAUACCCCCUACCAGCCCUUCAUGGUAGCCCAGGUGCGUCUCCGUGAAAACCACUCCAAACACUUACUCAGGAAGCGCUCGUUGCGAUGUGGUGACGAUGUUACUGUGUGCUGCAAGAGAGACUUCUACAUCAAGUUCAAGGAUAUCCAGUGGCACGACUGGAUCAUUGCACCCGAAGGUUACCAUAUGAACUACUGCAUGGGUCAGUGCCCCCAACAUCUGUCUGGUUCCCCAGGGAUAGCAUCCUCAUUCCAUGCCACUGUCUUCAGCCAGCUGAAAGUCAACGGCAUUAACACAGCUGCAUCUUCAUGUUGUGUUCCCACUGAGCGUCGGCCACUGUCCAUGGUGUACUUCAACUCUCAGCACAGCAUUGUCAAAACAGAUGUCCCUGAUAUGAUAGUGGAGUCCUGUGGAUGUACAUAAAGGACAUAAUAUGAAAGAUAUGGUUAAUGUUGUGCUUUAACACAGGAAACUUAGAAUUCUGCGUGUUACUUGGCAGAAAGAUACAAACACGCAUGAACAAAGGAGAUUAAUUUUCUGUGUUUAGAUUACAUUAGGGAUAUAUUAGGCACAAAGAAAAAGAGUAGAGUAGUAAGAUAUUACCACAGCACUCAUAUAUUCUGCCAAGAAUAUGAAUAAAUUUCAAGAUUUAAAUCACUAGAUUUCUUUUUGGUAUUAUAUAUUAAGAAAUCAUACAGUUCUACGUUCAUCCUAAUUUUAUAAGCCUUUAAGAUGCAGUAUGUAAUGAGCUGGCUGGAAAGAAAAUGUUGAGUGCCUAGAACCAGCUGAGUCAGUCUAAAUAAGAGUAUACACUGAGUCUGAAUGCAGACAUUUUUUAUUGAUAUGUCAGAGGCUUAAAUUAAAGAGAGGCUAGAAAUUAAGAAUAAUAAUUAAUAUAUGGCAGACUCAACACAAUAGGAAAGGUAUGAUAUUAAUAAAAACAUUUAUAUUGGUGACAAGCAGAUCAGGCCAGGGCAGGUGAGUCAAUGGAGGUCACACCAAACACAAAGAGAUUAAUAUGAAGCCUUUGCUGAAGUGUAGAUUUCAGGGCAGCAAUCUUUUGUCAUUUUCAUCAUAUGUAGGUUAUUUAUUUUUUCUGCUGGAAUUCAGAUCAAAGUAAAAUGUUGUAAGGUUCUCAGGAAAUUGGGAGCUCUUUCAAACCUUUAGCUACAGUAUGUUUCAUGUAAUAGUCACUGUGUCCACAUAUGAUAUACAAUAUUUACUUUAAAUACUUAACUUUAUUUUAAAGCAAGGCUUUUUAAACAAUGACAGAGAUCCUUGAUUUAAAGUGUGCCUUCUUCAUUAAUGCAUGAUGACAAAGUGCAACUUGUACAACUUGAACAUUGAGUUUCAAGUUAUCUUCAUUUAAUCUCCAGUUCUUUUUAUGUGGACCUGUGACAUAAUGUUCAUAUGGGCUAUUGUUUGUUUUCUGAUAUUAUUACUCUUUCUUUCUUUCUGUAUCCAACAUUUUCAUUUUAUUGUAAAGUUGUGAAAAGGAGCAGUUUUUAUUACAUUGCAUGAAAACACUGAACUGAAAUGGUUUGGACAGGCACAAACUGCCUUGAGUUCUGUCUGAGUACAGCCGAUGCUGCAUGCAGGUUGAAAUAUGUUUCAUCAGCAUCUCCACUGUAUUGUUUACACAAGUCGGCUAAUCAGUUGGGUAACUAUGGCUCUGUGUAUGAACCCAAGGUCAUUUCUCAGCAGCGUGAGCAAACAUUUAGCUAUUGCUUCAGUGUCAUGUAAUGUGAAGGUCUGUGAGGCAGGUGGGUCAAUGAGCAUGUACUGUUGCACGUUGGCAUUUACAUCUCUCAAAGUCUAAAGUUUUCUUGGGGUGAUGUAAAAUUAGAAACUUUCCAGAAAAGACGACCUGGUAAUCAUUUCUGGGGAUUGGAAACCUCUUUCUCACAUGCUAACUGCAUAACUCAUAACUCUAAUUUUGUUUUGAGUAUGCGCAAUACCAUGUCCAUACCAUUUUAAAACUACUUGAUUUAAAAGGUAAGACCAAGUUUGAUGACGUUUUUGUCCAAACAUUGCAUUAACUUCUUUCACCCCUCUCUUUUUCCUCUAAGCUGCACUUGUAUUAUUUCUCAUAGUUCAAACCUAUGCAAAAAUUUUAGCGCUAGAGUUUAUUGUUUAUUACUUCAUCUUGUAAGCACCCCCGUCACAGGACUAAAUGUGGCAUUGAGGUGCCAUCGUAACAUAACUUACUAAGCACUUUAUCACCCUACUGUAUUUUUAGGGCAAAUUUUGCUUGAAGGGUCUACUAAUAACUCAGGUGAGCACAACCUAGAAAAUGUAAAUAGGCCUACAGAAAGCAAAUGUCAAUCCGCUUAUUUUCUUAAGCUUUAGUUGUGUUUAAAUGUGUGAUAUUGCAUGUGUUUGCAGAGCACACAGAUGAUGCAGAAAUUUCUGUAUACUGUAACUGGUUGUGGAAAUGGAGCCAGGAUUUGGAUUUUGUGUCGAUUUAAAGUUACAAUUACUGUCUUUAUUUUUAUAUCAUAAUAUAUUUUAUGCACAAUUAAUGAUUUGUUAUGGCAAUUAAAUGUAAAACAUUUGUCAUUUUGUGCUGAUUAUAAU
This is a messenger RNA of Chelmon rostratus (copperband butterflyfish), 3497 nucleotides long. Its product is annotated as inhibin beta B chain. The transcript has 2 exons. NCBI's taxonomy places the organism in Eukaryota, Metazoa, Chordata, Actinopteri, Chaetodontiformes, Chaetodontidae. Bases 192 to 1343 code for a protein of 383 amino acids. Gene Ontology annotation, cellular component: extracellular region. Gene Ontology annotation, biological process: BMP signaling pathway; SMAD protein signal transduction. The record is from RefSeq and is a predicted model, not a curated record. Gene Ontology annotation, molecular function: hormone activity; cytokine activity; growth factor activity.